AUGGACCAUGCAGACUGGCUACUUUCAGAAUCUAUGCACUCUCUGAUCCACGGAGAAGAAAGAAAGCAGAGCAACCCGGGAGUGACGGGGAAAAGUCAAAUAGGGGCCAGGGAGCUUGCUGGCAAGGAGGAGACGUCCAUGUUCCGAAGGAAUGGUGCUGUCACCUGUGCUGGCAGCACCCUGGGCAGUGUCUGCAUCCUGACCCCUGCCGUGUGCAGCCGAGUGGUUUUGCCUUGCUCAGUGCAAGAGUAUCAAGUCGGGCAACUUUAUUCUGUGGCAGAAGCUAGUAAAAAUGAAACGGGAGGUGGUGAAGGAAUUCAAGUCUUAAAAAAUGAGCCUUACGAAAAGGAUGGUGAAAAGGGACAAUAUACUCACAAAAUCUAUCAUUUAAAGAGUAAAGUUCCUGGGUUUGUAAGGAUGAUUGCUCCAGAAGGCUCCCUGGUGUUCCAUGAGAAGGCUUGGAAUGCAUAUCCAUAUUGUAGAACAAUUGUGACAAAUGAAUACAUGAAAGAUGAUUUCUUCAUAAAAAUUGAGACCUGGCAUAAACCAGAUUUGGGGACAUCAGAAAACGUACACAAUUUGGAUCCAAACAUUGUCCAUAUUGACAUCGCAGAUAGAACUCAAGUAGAACCAGGAGACUACAAAGCUGAUGAAGACCCAGCAUUAUUUCAGUCUGUUAAGACCAAGAGAGGACCUCUGGGGCCAAAUUGGAAGAAAGAACUAGCAACUGAUGAAGACUGUCCUAAAAUGUGUGCUUACAAGUUGGUGACUAUCAAAUUUAAGUGGUGGGGAUUGCAGAACAAAGUUGAAAACUUUAUCCAAAAGCAAGAAAAAAGGAUAUUUACCAACUUUCAUCGCCAGCUGUUCUGUUGGAUUGACAAGUGGAUUGAUCUGACUAUGGAAGACAUUAGGAGAAUGGAGGAUGAAACCCAAAAGGAGCUGGAAGCGUUACGUAAUCAAGGCCAAGUGAGAGGAACAAGUGCUGCCAAUGAUGAAUGAUGAUGGAUUUAACCGUCACAUGCAGUGUUGAUAUACAAAUGUGUGUGUGGAUGCAUGAUUAUUUGUAUAUAAUUAUAUAUACGCACAUGCAUACUGAAGGGGGUUGUUACAGUGUCUCCAGGGUACUAUACCUAUCCUCAGCAAAGAUGCAAAGGAAACUGCUUUCAUUAUGUAUACCUGAAGCAAAUAAAAAAUCAACUGAGUAGUGUCAUUUAAAGGAUGAAUUAACUGCAGAAUUAUGCUAACUGGUAUGUGUCAUGAAUGUCAUACUGGACCAAUUUAUUUCUGUACUUGUUUUUUUUCCUGUCUUGAGUCACUCUGCUAUACCUUGCCCAUAUCUCAUUGUAAAGAAACAGAUUCAAAUAAUUUCAAUUUUGUGUCUUCCCUAUGUGAUUAUUUUUGGAAUAGGAACAAUGAAUGUAUUUAUAGCUAUUUAUUUCUGGAUUGUCAUUAUCCUAUAGUCAAAACAGAAAAUUUUUUCUAUUAGUGGAAAUUGGAGGACUUUUACUAUUGAAUGAGUUUGACCCAAACUUUACCCAUUCACUGAUUUAAAAAACAAAAUCACGUUUUAUCGGACUUUUGUACAUUGAAAUGCUGAUGUUUUUUCUUCAUUAAAAUUGGCAAGAUUAAGGAAAAA
This is a messenger RNA of Struthio camelus australis, 1636 nucleotides long. The record is from RefSeq and is a predicted model, not a curated record. Lineage: Eukaryota; Metazoa; Chordata; Aves; Struthioniformes; Struthionidae.